Messenger RNA from Sugiyamaella lignohabitans, 240 nucleotides. RefSeq names its product E3 ubiquitin-protein ligase SSM4 (gene SSM4). NCBI's taxonomy places the organism in Eukaryota, Fungi, Ascomycota, Dipodascomycetes, Dipodascales, Trichomonascaceae. Gene Ontology annotation, cellular component: endoplasmic reticulum membrane. Gene Ontology annotation, molecular function: zinc ion binding. The transcript has a single exon. The record is from RefSeq and is a predicted model, not a curated record. The coding region runs from base 1 to 240 and encodes 79 amino acids.
AUGGAUUUGACAUCUCCAACCAAAGACCAAGAGUCGCCAGGGUACUCGGAUCAUGGCGAACCAUCCUCAGAUACCAAUAGCCAGUCAUCAUUACCCCAGUCUUCAUCGAUAAAUGAACACGUCGAGCCACCAGAUGAUGACACCUGUCGGAUAUGCCGAGGAGAAGCUAGUGAAGAAGAGCCGUUAUAUCAUCCCUGUAAAUGUAGUGGGUCUAUCAAAUAUGUUCAUCAGGAUUGGUAA